Messenger RNA from Panthera uncia (snow leopard), 2300 nucleotides. It is a transcript of the gene HSD11B1, whose product is annotated as hydroxysteroid 11-beta dehydrogenase 1. The transcript is spliced from 7 exons. The coding region runs from base 1090 to 1968 and encodes 292 amino acids. Gene Ontology annotation, molecular function: steroid binding; 11-beta-hydroxysteroid dehydrogenase (NADP+) activity. Gene Ontology annotation, cellular component: endoplasmic reticulum membrane; intracellular membrane-bounded organelle. Lineage: Eukaryota; Metazoa; Chordata; Mammalia; Carnivora; Felidae. Gene Ontology annotation, biological process: steroid catabolic process. The record is from RefSeq and is a predicted model, not a curated record.
UGAGCGGGGAGGGGAGAGAGUGAAGGAGACACAGAAACCAGAGCAGGCUCCAGGCUCUGAGCUGUCAGCACGGAGCCUGACGUGGGGCUGGAACCCACAAACUGUGAGAUCAUGACCUGAGCUGAAGUCGAUGCUUAACCGACUGAGUGACCCAGGCGCCCCAAGAAAGUGAACUUUUUAACUGGCACACUCUUGUCCAUGCCUUUUUCCAAAAGAACAAAACUUCUAAACUGGAGUAUGAUCCUCCAACAUUAAUUGGUGUGAAUCAGGCUGGAAUUAUUGUGGAAUAAUACGGAGCCCCAACCCCAUGGAGAUCUUGUUGCAGGUUCCUGUCUUUCCCUCUACCGUCUAUGCUCUGCUCCUGCUGAUGUGAUCACCAUAGUCGUUUAUGUCCUUAGAGGACUUCCUAAGGAGUUUAAAAUUGAGAAAUGUGUAGACACACAGGUCUCACAGAGUACACUGGAUGCUAGAGUCUCUCCUGGUAGAGAAGGAAAAUCGGCCCAAACCCAGGUCUUGUUUCAGUACUUUCCUUUGAGGCAAAGCCAGGAAUGUGAGAGUGAGCUUUUGCUAAGGGUGGGACGGGGUUCUGCCUAGCGUGCCUCUGGCAUGUGGGGAGCUAACAACAGUAAUGGAUAAGUCUCCAGGGCAACCAGGACCACUUUCAAUCCUUCCCACCAUGGGCUUCCCUUGGGGAACUCUGGACUCUCCGCCUGCCUGCGGCAAGGACUGGCCCACUCUGGCUUCCCUUCGGGGCUCCUCUCCCAGCGCCUCCUGGCUGCAAGCUCCGUCCUAGCCUAUGAGCCUUCUUCCUUGGCCUGGGUUUCACCUUCUUGUAUCAGGUGGCAGACCAGCUGGUUCCAGUCCCGAAUCAGGUCUUCUGACUCCUCCCAGAAACCAACCAACUUCAGAGCAGGAAAUCCUGCCCCUCCCCAAAGAGUGGGAAACCGCAGAGAAAGAGAGAGAUGAAACAGAAGGGAAAGCAGAGGAGGAGGGAAAGGGAGAAAAGAAGCAAAAGGAAAAAGGAGAUCAAUAAAAAGAAGUCAAACUUGGUUGAAACCUCAAGGGCUCCUCGGGCCAGGUCUGUGUCUGAUGGCUUUUAUGAAAAAAUAUCUCCCCCCCAUUCUGGGGAUCUUCUUGGCCUACUACUACUAUUCUGCGAAUGAGGAAUUCAGACCAGAGAUGCUCCAAGGAAAGAAAGUGAUUGUCACAGGGGCCAGCAAGGGGAUUGGAGAACAGAUGGCCUAUCAUCUGGCAAAGAUGGGAGCCCAUGUGGUGGUGACAGCAAGGUCUAAAGAAAAUCUAAAGAAGAUAGUAUCCCAUUGCCUGGAGCUUGGAGCAGCCUCAGCACACUACAUUGCUGGCACCAUGGAGAAUAUGACCUUUGCAGAGCAAUUUGUUGCCAAAGCUGGAAAGCUCAUGGGGGGACUAGACAUGCUUAUUCUCAACCACAUCACCAACACUUCUAUGAAUCUGUUUAGUGGUGAUAUCCACCUCGUGCGCAGAAGCAUGGAAGUCAACUUCCUCAGUUAUGUGGUCCUGAGUGCUACUGCCUUGCCUAUGCUGAAGCAGAGCAACGGAAGCAUUGUUGUCGUGUCCUCGAAGGCUGGGAAAAUGGCUAGUCCACUUAUUGCGCCCUAUUCUGCAAGCAAGUUUGCCCUGGAUGGGUUUUUCUCCUCCAUCAGGAUGGAACAUUCAGUGGCCAAGAUUAAUGUAUCGAUCACUCUCUGUAUCCUCGGCCUCAUAAACACAGACACAGCCAUGAAGGCCAUUUCUGGAAUAGUCAACAUGGAGGCAUCUCCAAAGGAAGAAUGUGCCCUGGAGAUCAUCAAAGGGGGAGCUCUGCGCCAAGAGGAAGUGUACUAUGACAACUCAGUCUGGACAGCUCUCCUGCUGGGAAAUCCAGGAAGGAAGAUUCUGGAACUCUUCUCCUUAAGAAGUUAUAGUUUGGACAAGUUUAUAAUCAACUAAGCACUUCUUAAGGUGGAUCAUGGUAAGAGAGCUUGGGACUGUUCUUCCUGACAUUUAUCUGAGCUCCAUCCAUGAAGGCAUCUCCCUGGAGACAUAAGUGAGGGUCCCAGAGAGUUGGAAACAUCACAUGUCACGGCUUGAAGGAGUUCCUCUAACACUUGCACAGUGGAAAUGUAAUUAUAAUGAAUGUCAUGAGCCACUGCAACCUGCAGUCAUGAAAUUGAUAACCGUAGGUAUAAUUAAAAGGUAGUUCUAUCAAGUUUACCUCAUAUGUAAUAAUAUUAUGAUAAUUAAAACAUUAAUUAUAAUAAAGGUCAUAUCUACUAUAUAAA